ACAUGGACAAGCUGGGACUGCUGAAAGUGUUGUGUCUAAUCUCUUUGUUUGGAGCUUUGCAGGCGGCUUUCGUUUGGAAUACCAAAGGAGAAGUUGCACUUUUUAUAUCUAUAGCUGUACCCCUUGAUCUGUCAAGGAAUGAUGUCUUCUUGUCCUAUAACUUUGAAGCCAGCUAUUUGCUUCCACGAACCUGGCGCAAGAAGCCGAUAAUCUUUCGUAAUGGAAAUGGCACUCAUCAUGGUCCACAUGAAGAUGGGGUAGCUGACUUUGAAGAUUACUACGAUGAGUACGAGGACGAGCAUCAUUACAAUCAUGAGAAACCAAAGCCACCAAAGCGAAAGAAACCGCGACCUCACAAUAAGCCGCCCAAAAAGAAACACAAGCAUAAACCGAAGCCGAAGCCGAAGCCGAAACCGAAGCCGCCGCAUCAUAACCAGGACUUCUUUGAGGGAUUCCCGCGGCAGGACACCGAAGUGGCCUUGGGUGGGCGACGCCAGGAGCAAUCGUUGCUCUCACGCACGAAGUUCUACCAGAUACUGAGCCACAGAUUCGAACAACAUGGCUUUGGCAGCGGAGAUCGUUGUUUGCUGCGUUUGAUCUGCGAGGCAAACAGCGCACAGCUGGGAAACCACAACGGCGUGCUAGGCAGCCUCAUUCAUGUGAUGUUCAGUCCCAGCAGUUCGCAGUAUGAGGCACUGCCUCAACGCUACUACACGGCCGAGUUGAAGGGAGAACAGAACGAUUGCAGUGGAUAUUAUGAGCAAUGCAAACGCAGUUUACUCGAUGUCAUAACACGCCCUUUGGCCGAUUAUAUUGGCAAUAAAACAGCGCUGUUUUAAACGUUUAUUCUAUGUGCUCUUCAUAAACAUCUUGAGCGCUGGCCAAGCGCACUUUUUCAUAUAGGCACGCGCAUCGCGGCACUUCUUGUUGUUCGCCUGCCACACAUUGGUGGGGCAACGUCGCAUCAGCUUCGAGUAGGCGCAGAGACUGUAGAACAGAGCAUGACGAUCGCAUGCAUCGCUUUGGCUGCUCAGUUGUGUGAGCUCCUGAUAUUUGCUGUGCACCAGAGUUGCACAGCUGGCAAAAUUUGCAUCAUAGGCAUCGAUGAUCUCCUUCUGAUUCGCAUAGGCUCGCUCCAGCAUGGGACGCACAUGCUUUGUACUGAGUACUUUGCCUUGCAGUGCCGAUGUGGCAUUGAAGAUGCAACCCAAGCGACACUGUUGAAGGAACAACGCCAUCGAGUUCAGGAAGAGGUCAAGUGUAGAGUAAAGUUUUAUACUCACGCUCGGUUGAAUACCAGAUCGGCCACAUUCGCUAUUGUAGGCGCCCCAAUUGGGCAGUGGCAAUGGGCAGCAGACCUGAACGUUCUGCAAAUGCAAAAUUAGAAAUUGGAGAAAAUUGCAAAUCGAUCGAUAGAUCGGAAAUUCGUAGUUUACCUGUAAGGACUUGGGGGCUGCUCUGCAUUUGACAGCGCUGUGCGAAACUGGAAAAAUUCCGAGUAGUGACAGCAAUAAAAUGAACCUCAUGUUAGUGCAGUUGUUGCAACAAACUAAAUGUAGCUAAGCGACUGAAAUAUGUUGAAUGUUGGAGUGCAAUUAUAAAUCCGAUCAGAUAAUUCCAACAACAAGCUAGGCUUGUUUCAAUUCAAGAUUACAUGAUGAUUAAUGGAACGCAUAUGCUCGACGACAAAGUUAGGGAAAUAAAUAAACAAAUAAAUCACUUUCAUCGUGACUUGCAAUUGAAUCGCAGAUUUUGACUUUUGCGCUAAAUCACUUAAUCCCAGCUAAUUGUUCAGCGUGGACGAAACAAUUUGUCUGGCUGGGCCAACAUUGCGUAUGAGUAAUGAGUAUGACUCAAAGUUCAAUGUAAAUUGCGAACUGAAGUGUGAUGGACUACAAACAACUAAUUAAAUGUACAGUCUAACAUCGCUAUUAGCGAUACUAUUUAUUUAUUAAAUAAUGAUUUGAAAAGAUUUGCAGACAAGCAUGUGCUCAUUUAUAUUUCAUUUGUUUGGCAUUAUUUUAAAAAAUAUUCAAAUUCUAAAAUGUCAUUACUGUUAUUGUUUUACUGGCUCAUUCUUGGCCUAGAGCUGUUGCCUAUGGUCCGAAGUGAGUACCAGAAGAAUGCGAAUCUGCUUUGCACCCAAAUGCUGAACACACAUUUGCUCGAGAAGUGCUGCGGGGAUUCAAAGCCUAGUAAUCUGCUAUUCGAAAAUAGCAAUUGUGAAAAGUUCAAAGACGAUCAAGGCGCGUGUCGUUAUGAAUGCAUCUAUAAUCAUUAUCAACUACUUCAUUCCAAUGGUUCACUCAACAUGCCCAAUGUUAACGCAAUGAUCCUUAAGCUAUAUCCUAGACAUCAUGGAUAUCUUAGCUAUAGACUUAUGCUUCAGGAAUCCUACGAGCACUGCGAAUCCUUGAGUGCUACAUACCAUGGCCUUGUCCAGAUGUAUGCCACACUUGCGGAUCCAGAGAUCAAGUGCAAUAAGAAUGCUUUGAUUUAUGCCAAGUGCACCAUUGGCAACAUCUUUCUCAAUUGUCCCAUGGAAUUCUGGCAGGAAAUGAUUCCAGAGUGUGCGGACAGCCGUCGGCUACUUGCCCACUGCGUUCGGUUCCUCAAUGGCAUCGACGAUUUGAGCAGUCCUGCCAAAACACGAACAAGCAACGGGUCCUCGAGUUACAAGCUGAAGAUGCGCGGACCUCGACAACCAACACAUUGGUACACGACCUUCAUCAACUGGCUUGUCUUUUAGUCUUUUGUCCUUCAUUAUCACGAUCAUGUAAUGUACAAUUGAGAUUUCUUAAAAAUUGUAAAUAAAAGACUCUUUUUCUAUAAAUACA
Molecule: messenger RNA, 2837 nt
Organism: Drosophila albomicans
Lineage: Eukaryota; Metazoa; Arthropoda; Insecta; Diptera; Drosophilidae
Exons: 5
Coding region: 3-839 (278 amino acids)
Source: RefSeq, a predicted model, not a curated record